Molecule: messenger RNA, 1947 nt
Organism: Caenorhabditis elegans
Lineage: Eukaryota; Metazoa; Nematoda; Chromadorea; Rhabditida; Rhabditidae
Gene: Y38E10A.17
Product: DUF3945 domain-containing protein
Exons: 6
Coding region: 132-1892 (586 amino acids)
Source: RefSeq, marked reviewed
AAAAAGUUCAACGAUUCAAAUCUUCCGGCAAAUUUGAAUCAUUACGAAUUCGUCGUCCUUCACUCAAGCGACAAAAAUUCAAAACUUUCCUCGACAAACGAAUUAUUGGAAAGAAGCGAAAAGAAGCCAAGAUGGAGAAGAAGAUUACUCAAGAAGGGCUCGCCCGAAUGAUCGACAAAGGAAUGGGCACACUGUUGGCACUGCCGGAGAUCGAGAAGAAGAAGAAGUCGGGCGAUUUGCCGGAUAACUUCAAGAUGGAAGACGGAUUCGGUGUUUAUCGUGUCGAGGUCGGAGGCAAUGAAUACUUGUGUGUGACGAAUAUUCUGUGCAACAAGUGCGAACGUGUCAAUGGGAAGGUUAAGCGAUGUGAGGCUCAUAAGAAGAAGAGAAAGGCGAGAAAAGUAAGGAAGGAUGGAGAUGUGGCAGAUGAUACUUCUGAUAGAGAAAAACUCGGCGGGCUCCGCCACGUCAACGAUGAAGAGGAAGAGGAGGACAAGAUUGAAGGAGCAGUCACACCCGACUUCGUGAUGACUCCCGGAAUCGGUGGAGCUAUUAUUCUCGUUCCAGUCGACGCAAAGAACAAUGAUAGAGCAGGACCACCGGCCAAGGGACUGAAUCAUGUGAAGGGGAUUCUUGUGAGAGGAGCUGGAAACAUCCCACAAUUCAUUCCAAACGACCGUCUCACCAAGGCUCAUAAACUCCGAUUCGAUAAUUAUAUCGAAGGAGAGUUGAACUUGGUCAAUGGAAAGGAGGUGUUUGUGCCGAACAAUCUGGGAGCCGCCAAGAUGGAUGAGAAGAACGCUCAGGAUGUUGCAAAGGCUGCAGUCGCUGACAAGGUUGAUCAGAAGGUGGUGGAUGCGAUCGGGAAAGACAUGGUGGUUGCCGUCCAAGUCGACGUGGCCGAUAACGGAAUGCCCGUUAUGAAGGUAUUGGAAGGCAAGCCCAAGGACAAGGAGACUCCCGUCGGUAUCAUUGUGAAGGCUAACGACCAAGUCCAAUUCGUGCAAAUCGUUGGAAGAGAGCUCGGUGGUGGAAAGGACGCAAAGAUGAUGCCGUGCACAAUUCCUGAGAAUGGGAAAGUCGGUGACGUUAUCGCUGACGUUUAUGUCAAUAAGGAAGGCAAAGCGGUGUCUGCAAAGCCGGGAGAUGCACCAGCAGGAGCUCCAGUCAUUGGGCAAGUUAUCGUUGGGCAGAAUGAUCAGCUUGUGUUCGUUGCGAAGGGAGAGAAUAAGGAUGAUGCUGUGAAGAAGGGCGCCAAGAUGACCCCGGAGAUGAAGGAGAAGCUGGAACAGGCUCAGGCGAAGGUUCAAGCCGCAGUCACUGGACAAUCAGCGGAUCAUAUCCAAGAGCAAGUCAACAGAAUUGGAGUUCCGGAGGCCGCUGCCACAAGUGCUGCUAAUGGAGGAAAUAAUGCUGGAGGUGGAGGAAGUAGUGCAGAGGUGAGAUCAGUUGGAUUUGGAGCUCAGCAGUUUGGUGGCAGUCAAUUUGCAAGACCAAUUCCCGCUGGAGGAGGUGGAGGAGGAUCUGGUGGAUAUGGAGCUGGAGGCGGAGGAAGUGGUGGAUAUGGAGCUGGUGGAGCUGGAGGUGCCAGAAACUCUGCAUCAAAUGGAUCGUAUGGAUCUUCUGCAAAUGAAGUCAAAUCGGUAGGAUUCGGAGCUCAACAAUAUGGAGGAAGUGUAUUCGCCAAACCAUCUGGAACUGGUGGAGGAUAUGUGUCUGCUGGAUCGUCCGCAAGAAAGUCUGGAGAAUCUGGAGCUGGUGGAGGAGGAGCUGGUGGAGGAAAGGCUGGUGGAGCGAAAAACUCUGCAUCGUAUGGAUCUUCUGCAAACGAGGUUAAAUCUGUGGGUUUCGGAGCCCAACAAUAUGGCGGAAGUGUCUUCAUCCGGAAAUAGAACUGAUGUAUAAUAGAAAUUAAAGUUUUUGAAAAAAUUUUGGAUUUCGGAAAUU